AUGACUAGUCAGACCACUUUUUUUGCGUGUUCGUCUCGAUUAUCUGCCAAAACAGAUUCCCAUGCUCUGGUUCUCACUGCCCGACAUCAUUUCGAGUCUUAUCACGAUGUCAAACCUUCCUGUGCUGUCCUCAAGAGCGCAGUUCCGGACAAUGUCAACGUCGUUUCAUCUGGCAGACUUGAACUGGUCUUGUUGGCUCACUUGAACGGUUUCGAAGUAUCCCCGGAUACCUGUGUCAAGUCCCACCUUGUGCAGUACAUCGUAAGGUUCUUUCGAGCCAACUCCUCGGAGCUAAGCAUCGAACACGUUUCUGAUGCUUUCAUUGACGAAGACAAUCAGCCGAAGGUUCUCCUCACCUUCAACCAAUCCAGGGAUCCUCAGCACCCUCAAGUUCCCCUCCGAGUCACCCUCCGGACCAUACAUUUACAGCUGGCAUUGAGCACCAUCACAAAAUCUCAAGUCGAACCAUUCGUGCCGUCUACGAUACAAAACAGCGUUUUCUUAGAGCAGAUGUCUCUUCCAAUUCAAGGCCUCGUCGAGAAUGUUAUUGGACGUUUUGUUACUUGGCAUCUGGUUCGGUAA
Marasmius oreades (fairy-ring Marasmius) is the source of this 582-nucleotide messenger RNA. RefSeq lists its product as uncharacterized. The transcript has 3 exons. The coding region runs from base 1 to 582 and encodes 193 amino acids. The record is from RefSeq and is a predicted model, not a curated record. NCBI's taxonomy places the organism in Eukaryota, Fungi, Basidiomycota, Agaricomycetes, Agaricales, Marasmiaceae.